AUGUCCAUCCGAAAUUUCAAUCUGUUUCAAGUGUUCAAGUUCAGUUGGAACAGAUUAUUCAUCAAAAAUAACAAUCUAUUGAGUCUUUCGCAGAAGAAUGUACUCCUGAAUUAUGUUAGGAACAAGAGUUACACUAACCCAACUGGUACUCCAGGAUCUGGUGCCGGGAAAGGCGGUGGCGGUGGUGGGUCCAUCAGAGAAUCUGGUGGUAGUCUAGGCCAAUAUGGUACCGCACAAGAAGAACAAUUUUUCUUUAAUAAACAACGAGAACUGCUUGAAAAAAUAAAAAAGAAACUCAAAGAAGGUAAAAUUGGAGAUGUGAAACAAAAAGAAGAAAAACACGAU
Messenger RNA from Brenthis ino (lesser marbled fritillary), 345 nucleotides. Lineage: Eukaryota; Metazoa; Arthropoda; Insecta; Lepidoptera; Nymphalidae. The record is from the annotation of a GenBank genome assembly.